Nerophis lumbriciformis (worm pipefish) is the source of this 15645-nucleotide messenger RNA. Lineage: Eukaryota; Metazoa; Chordata; Actinopteri; Syngnathiformes; Syngnathidae. The record is from RefSeq and is a predicted model, not a curated record.
AUGAUGAAGAAGACAAAGUAUAAAAAGUCAAGAACCAAGGAUGUGCAACCUCCUCCGGACCAGAAGACAUUUAUGGAUCAGGUGCCGCAAGGGAAACCUGAGGAGAAGCAGGAACAAAAGUCUUCUACCACUGAGAAACCAUCAAUGCUCUUUGGCCCUCAAACAUCUUCAAGGGUACUCGAUCCAAAGACGAGCACUAGUGGGGACCUACACGUUGCAGUGAAAGACGUGCAGAACCAAACCCGUCAGAUACAAUCCAUCAAUCCACAGGGUGAUAACGUUCAGUCUAAUGGCGCACCAGAUUUACAUGACAAUAACAAAGGCUCUCAGACAAAGUAUAAAAAGUCAAGGACCAAGGAUGUGCAACCUCCUCCGGACCAGAAGACAUUUAUGGAUCAGGUGCUGCAAGGGAAACCUGAGGAGAAGCAGGAACAAAAGUCUUCUACCACAGAGAAACCAUCAAUGCUCUUUGGCCCUCAAACAUCUUCAAGGGUACUCGAGCCAAAGACGAGCACUAGUGGGGACCUACACGUUGCAGUGAAAGACGUGCAGAACCAAACCCGUCACGUACAAUCCAUCAAUCCACAGGGUGAUAACGUUCAGUCUAAUCGCUCACCACAUUUACAUGACGACAAUAAAAAAGGUGAGAUCACUGCACAAACACUGGUUCAAGAUCCAGUAGAUCCGUUUCAGAAUUCCACCUCCAAGCAAAGUGCAGAUUUGGGUGCUAACCUUGGUACAGGCUCCCAGACAAAGCAUAAAAAGUCUAGGACCGAGGAUGUGCAACCUCCUCUGGACCAGAAUGCAAUUAUGAAUCAGGAGCCACAAGGGAAACCUGAGGAGAAGCAGGAACAAAAGUCUUCUACCACUGAGAAACCAUCAAUGCUCUUUGGCCCUCAAACAUCUUCAAGGGUACUCAAUCCAGAGACCAGCGCUAGUGGGGACCCACAUGUUGCAGCGAAAGAUGUGCAGAACCAAACCCGUCACGUACAAUCCAUCAAUCCACAGGGUGAUAAAGUUCAGUCUAAUCGCACAGCAGAUUUGCAUGACGACAAUAAAAAAGGCACGCUACCCGAGACUGAAAAGUCAAAGAAAGUGGACGAGAAACCUCCUUUGGACCAGAAUGCUAACGUGAAUCAGGAGCAGCAAGGGAAGCACGAGAACAAGGACGAACAGAAGCCAUCUAGCACUGAAGGACAAUCAAAGCUCUUUGGCCCUCAGACGCCAUCCCAGGUUGAUCCAGAGACUGGCUCGAGUGUGGACCCACACUUUGUAGUGGAAGACAUGCAGAACCACCAGGCCAAUAAUUCACAAUCCAGCACUCCACUUCAACAAGCGCCCAUUAGAGCGAGCAUGACCAUACCUGCCGGAAACAGACUCACUCUGUACUUCCACGCAAUCCUUUCAAAGGACUUUAAAUUCGACAGCGAAAAAGAUCACAUCUUCAUCAGAGCUGGACCUCCUCUAUCAAAAUGGGAGGAGAAUUUAUUGGAGCUUUAUGCGACAAGGAAUCUUGGCGAGCAUGGCUUUUUGGUGGAAGGCAAGGUGGAGACCCAAAAAAUGAACAACGAGGCGGUGUCAAUACCUUACAAAUACGUUGUUCGAAAGAAGGGAAAAGAAACAUUUGAGUUUAUCUACAAAGAGAAUUGUAACCAACACGAGACCAACAGAUGUCUGUUUGUUAAAUCUCACUUCUUGAAUGAAGACGGGGAUUGGCAUCAAUAUGAUGACUUUCUGUGUGUUGAGCCACCAAAGAGUACUAUGGAUCGCAUCAUGUCGGGCUUGGGAUUGUCAAAAUUUUGGUCCGACCAGAAUAAAAAAAUCAUUCAAGGCCGAGAUAUUGCAGCGGAUAUAAUGCUGGACACAAUAUUUGACCUUCUCAGGACUUGGAGUGACAUCAACUUGAAAAGUUUUUUUAACCAACUCGAUCAGUUCUUUGAGGUUUACGCAAAUCCAUCCACCUAUGAGGCAGUCCAUAAGAAAUGGAACUAUUACAAUAAGAACAAUCUGUCUACGGUGCUAAAGAACUUCAUGGUGAAAUAUGUAACUCCAAGGUUAUGGGGUGAUGGAAAUGGAGGUGAACGUUUGUACAUUAAAGAUCGGCUGCGAGCGGCUGUCAUCAUGCUCCUUGUGUGCGUACGGUACAGCAUCAAACUGGACUCUGUCCACUACUACCAACUGUGCGCUGAGCUGUGUUUACCCGAGCUUGACAGAGACGACUUCCUCCGAUACUGGGAAGGUUUUUGUCAUGAUGCUGAACUUCUUCCAAGUCUGUCAAGUGACUUGUUGACUCUCAUCAAAUUUGUGAAACACCAAGGGAACCCCAAUUGGAUUGUGGCAUUGCCGCUCUUGCACCUCCUUGACGGCAAAGACGCAAAGCCUUUCCAGGUGUUGACAUCUAGGAAUGGUCUGCAAGACCUUGGAAAGGUCACCAACAAUAAUGAUAGGAUGGCCAUAUUGCAGACGAUGAAAACACAUAGUCACUUAAUGGAGUUGGAUCCACUUUUAGUGCGAUCUGGAUUGAAUCUGAUGUCUCUCAAUGAAAUAAAGGACUACAGCAUUAAUGUGAAUGUCCAGCUUUUGGACAUACUUCGUGCUUUCGCUAAAUCAGCACCAAAGGAAAUCAGCUACACUACCUUUCAGGAUGUGUCGGGAAUUCUUUCACACAUACAGAAAAAUCUAGAAUUUAAAUACAGUUCCGUCAACAAGACCGAUGCAAGAUCAUGCCUGGUUGCAGUGGUAAACCUAUUUGAGAAGAUUUGCAGUGGAGCCAAGACAUUAGGUCAUUCCAAGGAUAUUCCAGUAUCAUGCAUGGAACUGGUCGCGUCCGUGUUUGACUUGGUGGCUCCACUUAUGAAUCAGGAUGCUCAAGAGGGAGGACAACACGAGAGAUCCCCUGCAGAACUCUCAGAGCCCAUGCGCCUCAUGAGAGGCUGGAUGAGUUCACAUUUCAAGGACAAUUUACUAUCCAGGAAUUAUUGGGGCAGCAAGAUUGAGGCUACCGAGGAGAUGAAAAUGUGGAAUCGCGUAAUCGGCAUCCACUUCAACAACAGGACGUGUCAAGAAGAGUGGAAGCGGAAAUUAUUGUUGGAUUUUGAGGGCAAAUACAAAAAGGAAAAACCUAUGGAUCAAAUUGACUUUUACCGCACAAAAAUAGAGGAACUCGACCAUUCUCUUCAGCAUGUUGCACCUAGUAUUGAGAAGUGUGCACUGGAGGCGGUUUCAUCAGUAUGCCAGAACAAGUCUGGGGAACAUCUGUUUGAGAAUUUCAAAAUGACGAGCAAGUUUAUGAAGCUCCUCUCAGCCAUUGUCACCGGCUCCUGGCCGAAAGACCACCAAGGAAACUAUGAACCUAGAGAAGAGGUGGUCCUUCAGCACCUUCUAUCCUGGCCUGGUGCCAAAUACAUUUUCCAGCUCCAUGGUGCACAGGAAAAUCUUUCCGACAAACUAACCAGCGGUGCCAGAGAGAGAAUAAGUUUCGCCAUGUCGACAUUGACAGAAAUCAAAAAUAAGUUUAUGAAAGGAAACAUCACAUUGAAGCUGCUGAAUAUUCUUUUGGCGAGUCAAAAUGCAUUUUUACAACUGCUGAGGAGCGGUAAGUGUCUCUCUGAGAAUGAGCGACACCUGGAUACUGGCAAAAUGCAAAGGCUUCUGAAGUGUAGGGAAGAUGAAGUCAAAGCUGUGUACCAUGAGAAGCAGCAAGUGGACGCCCUUCUCAAAAUGAUCCGCCACCUCGACAAGCACAUAGAGGUUGAUGUCACCGAAUUGGAUGAAAAACGCCAUAUCAACAUGGACGAGAUGCAUCUGAACGAGUUUAUGGAGGUUCACCUGUACGACCAGUUUUCCUCCAAUACGGCCGGUGUUGUUACUUACUUUGGAAUGAAUGAAGACAUCAAACAAAUGUCAGAAGACUUGAACAAGUUCAAAGACAGCCAUCUUUUCAUUUUGUGCUGGGAGGAAGAAAGCAAACUGCUGUAUGCGGAUGACGGCGCAGAUGAGGAAGACGAUGACCAAACACGUGAACAGUUUACGCUCCGUGAACUUUAUGAGGAGAUUUUCACACCUUGUGUGGAGAAUUACACGGAAAUUUACACACGUUUAAAGACCGGUACUAUAAAGCUAGAGGAGGUAACCCGGCUUUUCGGCGAUUUUAAGAGAAAGUAUGCCGAGCUGGAACAAGACUUGAACAUCAUGUGCAGAGUUGACACGUCGACAGAUAAGCAGUGGAUACACACCAGGCUUCAACAGAUCGAGCAAUAUCACGAGCUCCAUCUCGCUGUGGCUUCAGCUGAGGUCAUUAUGGAGGUCAAAGAAACUCUCGGUCUCGAAGGGGACUUCAGCGUGCUGGAGACGCUUUUGAAAGUGAGUCGUCCAGACUUCCAAGUGAUGGAGCUGCAGUGCAUUGACAAUGACGUAGUAGAGGCCAAGAGGGAUCUAAUGGACAUCACAGAGUCUCGAAGACUUUGUCUAAAGGAGCUGACACUCAGAGGCCAUUUUGUGAAAUGGGUGAAAGAUGCACUCCGAGAUCUCAAGGAUUUACAAGUGUUUGUCGACCUGGCUUCCAUCUCUGCGGGAGAGAAUGACAUGGAGGUGGAUCGUGUAGCUUGCUUUCACGACGCCGUUCUAGGCUACUCUUCAGUCUUGUACGAUCUCCAGCCAGACUCUGGUUUUCUGGCCUUUAAAGACGUUUUAAAGAAGCUCUGGAAAGCUUUCGACAAUGACAAGAAUCUUCCCAAAAAAUUGCGUGACAGUGGCCGUCAUUUGGAAUGGCUAAAGACCGUAAAGGAUAGUCACGGCUCAGUGGAGCUGUCUUCUAUGUCUCUGGCAUCAGCCAUCAACCGUAAGGGCAUCUACCGGAUCUGCGCACAGAGUGGAAAAAAGAUGAGUCUUGACACCGCCUUGAAACUUGAGAUUAUGGAGGAUGAAGAGGUGCGUCAAUAUACGCUUGAAGAUGUGCGGGAGCUGCAGAACAAACUGAUGCUCAUGUCUGGUAAAGGCGACCAGGGACAGAAUGAAGUGAAUUACUUUGCAGAGGUCUUUGCUGGCGUUCAAAGGCUAUCUGAGGCUUUCAUUGCUCUCUACACUGCUGGAAACCUUCUUUUCAGACACUGGGAAGCUCAAAUCCAUUGUUGUUAUCUUGACAGACUCCGCAUAGUGAUGAACUUUAACAUGGGUGAUGAGAUUACCAUAGAGGAGUGCCUGCCUGAACUUUGCGUGAAAAUGGAGAACUGUCUGAAACUUUGGAUGGACUUUGUGGACAAACAGAGAUCCCAGAAUUACUACUUGAACUACUUCACAGCAGAACAGAUUGUCUACCUGUGCAAAAGUCUGUCAGAAGAACACGUAAAGAAUGUGAAUAAUCAAGUUCUUAUGAUGCUCUCCUUUAUUAAAUCCCACUGCACUGCUGCGGAUGUAUCGCGUGUUUGGCGCAAACUUCAAAAUGAGAUCCUCACCCAACCGCAAGAAGAAAAUGAGGAAGUUGAGUUCCAGGGGACGUCAGACCCAAGUAUGGAAAUGGGGCCUGAGCAAGAAGCAAACACAUUUCAAAUGUUUGAUCGGAUAUGGAAAAACUACAUGAAAGACCCAAAGAGAGUUUUCCCGCACAUUCUUGACAUCAAAAGUCUUGGAAAGCUGCUUGAAUUCCUGGCUCUUUCUGAAGAGAAGCAUGGGAACUUGAUAAAGAGAGAGCUUCCUAAGAGCAUGGCAGCAGGGAAUCCAAACCUCAUUGUUUGCCCUCACGCUGCGGUUUUGACUUCUUGCAUCUCCGUUUAUAUGACCAGCAAACAUCAGCCGCUGCCAACUUACGACGAAGUCCUGCUGUGCAAUUCCUCCACAACCUAUGAGCAGGCAGAGCUUUUCCUCAGGCGUUGUCUCGGUGCAGGUGGCAAGGAGAAGAAGAUCUACUGCCUCCUGCACGGAGAACUUCUGGCGUACGACGUCAGCUCAAAAGUUGAGAAAUUUUUUCAGCGCAUGAAAAUGCAGUGCACCACAGACUACAGGCUUGUCUUAUUGUGUAGCUCAGAAAGAGAACACGCCUACCUUCCGUCAGCAUUCAGUCAGUACAGGUUGCAAAUUGUUCCUCAAAUGCCACUGGACAGCAUCCGAACGUACCUCCACCAGCAUUACAUGGCGCCGGCAGAUCAAGUCAGCGCAGCAGAUGUAUUUAAGGAUCGCCUUUGCGUUGGCACUGUCACAUCUGAAAGGGCUGGUGUCGGUAAAUCACUUUACAUCCAGAGGCUGUACGAAAAACUGGAGCACUACGUUGGGGAACACGCAACCAUGAAUUGCAUUCGCUUGAUUGAACCCAGUGUUGAUGAGACUGCUAUUCUCCAAACCCUUAUGAGCAGCGCUAAAAUGGACAAACUUUCAGUAUUCCAUUUCGACAUUACGUCAUCGGUGAAGAAAGGUAUUCAUGAGUUUCUGUUCAAGUUAUUGAUUCUGCGUUACCUAAUGGACUCCGAGGGAAACACCUGGAAAUGCGACGCAAAGCAAUUGUAUGUGAUGGAGUUUUUACAACAAACUGUCAAGCCAAGCAGAAAUACUUCAGUUCAGGCUAAUUCCUCAAACAGCUCAUUCACAGACAUCUUCCCAAAUAUUCUUUGCCGGACACCCAAAGAAGUACUGAGUCUCUUAACGACUACGGAACACGAUGUUGAUGACAAUCCAUUGAUGGAUGACAAAGUGUUCCAGAGUGAAGCCUUCCAGCGACCGUAUCAGUAUCUCAGAAGGUUCCAUCACCAAGAUAGUCUUGAUCGCUACACCUAUACUGUUAGCGACUCUACAGGGUCGCAUGCGGAAUGUCUUCAGAUGCUUUUCAUAUACUGUGGCAUUCUGGACCCAUCCUGGGCGGAACUUAGAAACUUUACCUGGUUUCUCAACCUGCAGCUGGAAGACUGUGAGACAUCUGUGUUCUGUGAUGCUGCUUUGACAGGGGACAUCCUCAACGGAUUUAAAAAAUUUGUGGUGGGUUUUAUGAUUGUCAUGGCAAAGGACUUUGCCACACCUUCGCUAAGUAUCUCUGACCAGAGCCUCGGCAGAGUCCCAGACCGGACCGAUCUCGAAGAAAAUGACUUGGCUCCUUUUUUGAUCAGAAAGGAAUGGGAAAAGGAACCUCACCCCUAUAUCUUCUUCAAUGAGGACCACUCAUCCAUGACCUUCAUCGGCUUUUACCUUCAACGCAAUCCGCAGCGUGCAUAUGACGCCAUUGACCCAAAGACUAAAAGGGUGAUAAAAGAAAACGUUAUGUCACAGGAGUUGUUCGAAGGGCUGCGGCGUCAGGGUGUUCCUUUCAAUAUUGACUUCGACACCCUACCCAGAAGUGCGAAAAUAGAGCACCUCUGCCAUGUUCUUGGAAUCAAGAAGCCCUUUGACCCCGAUCCGACUUACGAACUUACGACUGACAACAUCCUGAAGAUGCUGGCAAUUCACAUGCGUUUCAGGUGCGGCAUCCCCGUCAUUAUCAUGGGAGAGACUGGAUGCGGAAAGACGAGACUCAUCAAAUAUCUUUGCGAGUUGCGCAGGAGUGGCGUCGCGACUGAAAAUAUGAAACUGGUCAAAGUGCAUGGAGGGACAUCGUCAGAGAUGAUUUACGCCAAAGUGAGAGAAGCGGAAGCGAUGGCUUUCGCCAACAAACGACAACACGGAUUUGACUCCGUUCUCUUCCUAGAUGAGGCCAACACCACAGAGGACAUCAGCAGUAUCAAGGAGGUACUUUGUGACAAGACUGUCAAGGGGGUGAGAUUGGUAGCCGACACCGGACUGCAGAUCAUUGCAGCGUGCAAUCCUUACCGAAAGCACACCGAUAAGAUGAUCAAGAGGCUGGAAUCUGCCGGUCUUGGGUACAGAGUCAGGUCUGAGGAAACGGAUGAAAAACUAGGUUCAAUUCCCCUUCGACAGCUUGUCUAUCGAGUUCAAGCGUUGCCGCCGAGCAUGAUCCCUUUGGUUUGGGACUUUGGCCAGUUAAAUGACACGACGGAGGAAACCUACAUCCUGCAAAUUGUGAAGAGAGUUGCUGAAAGUCUAAACAUUCCCAAGAACCACUUCGGAUAUAUUACUCGCGCUCUUUCUGCCUCGCAGAAGUACAUGCGGGAAAGGCGCGACGAAUGUAGCUUCGUCAGCCUGAGAGACGUUGAACGUUGCAUGCAGGCCUUUCUUUGGUUCCACGACAAGCACGAUCGAUUCUUUGCGGAGCUUAAAGAAUUUAGCGCGAAUCAAAACAGGAAAAAACACAGCCAUUACAACAGCCAAUCGGAGCGUGAUCCUGUCAUGUGGUCUCUAAUCAUGGCCUUAGGCGUGUGCUACCAUGCUUGCCUUGAGCAAAAGGAUAAAUACAGACAGUGCGUCAGCAGAAGUCUACCGCCUGGCUACACGCCAGAAAAAAUUAAGGGGGAAAUCACACUUAUGCAAGAUUUACUGCUAAGCGGUGUGCCGAUGGCCGAUACCAUCGCAAGAAACGCAGCCCUCAAGGAGAACGUUUUUAUGAUGGUGAUCUGCAUCGAACUCAAGAUCCCUCUCUUCUUAGUCGGAAAACCAGGGACUUCAAAAUCGCUGUCUAAAACCCUGGUGGCGGACGCCAUGCAAAGCCGGGCUGCUCACUCCGACCUCUUCAAAAUGUUCAAACAGGUUCAUUUGGUAUCUUUCCAGUGCAGCCCCCAUUCUACACCUGACGGCAUCAUUAAUAUAUUCAAACAGUGCGGGCGCUUUCAGGAAGGAAAGGAUCUCAACGACUACAUUUCGGUGGUUGUCCUCGAUGAGAUCGGGCUGGCCGAAGACUCCCCGAAGAUGCCGCUUAAAACCCUUCACCCAUUGUUGGAAGAAGGAUGCAUCGAUGACGAGCCGUCGCCGCACAAGAAGGUCGGAUUCAUUGGAAUUUCCAACUGGGCGUUAGACCCCGCGAAAAUGAACAGAGGCAUAUUUGUUUCUCGGGGCGACCCCGAUAAGAAGGAACUGAUUGAGAGCGCAGAAGGCAUUUGCUCAUCUGAUGUGAUGGUGUUGGAAAAGGUCAAGGAAUUGUUCAGCCAUUUUGCAGCAGCCUACAUUGAAAUUGUCCAUAAUCAAGGCAACGGGUUUUUCGGCUUGCGUGAUUAUUACAGCUUGAUCAAGAUGGUUUACGCGGCGGCCAAAGCCUCCAAACGAAAGCCCACCGCUAAUGAAGUCACAAAAGCCAUCUUGAGGAAUUUCAGCGGCAAAGAUGACGUGGACGCAAUGACCGUCUUUAACAAGGUUUUUUACUUCACGCCCGACCUGGAAAACAUCAGCGCCAUCGAGUUUGUGAGAGGAAACAUACUGGCAAGUGGACAGGAGGAAGACUGCCGGUACUUGCUGGUGCUCACCCGAAAUUACGCGGCCCUCCAGAUCUUACAGCAAACUUUUUUUGCAGAUAUUGGCCAGCCCGAAAUCAUCUUUGGAUCCAGCUUUCCCAAAGACCAGGAGUACACCCAAAUCUGCCGCAACAUCAACAGAGUAAAGAUCUGCAUGGAGACGGGGCAAACUGUCGUGCUUUUGAACUUGCAAAACCUGUACGAAAGUCUCUAUGAUGCUCUCAACCAAUAUUAUGUCUACUUGGGAGGACAGAAGUACGUGGACCUCGGUCUGGGAACUCACCGCGUCAAGUGUAGGGUGCACAACGACUUCCGGCUUAUUGUCAUCGAAGAAAGAGAGGUGGUUUACAAACAGUUCCCCAUACCGCUCAUCAAUAGGCUGGAGAAACACUACUUGGACAUCCAUACUGUCCUGACUACUGAGCAGAGGAGGUUGGUCGAGGAGUUAGAGGAAUGGGUGAAGCGCUUUGUAUCAGUCGGCAAUCUUAGGUACAAGUACCGUCCCUCAGAUGUCUUCGUCGGCUACCAUUCAGACGCUUGCGCUUCUGUGAUCCAUCAAGUGAUCGGGAAGACGAAGGACGCAAUGGAAAUCACAGAUGGCUUUCAAAGAGUUGUCCAUGAGGCGAAACAUGUACUGCUCAGGUGCGCAACACCGGAUUCAGUGGUACGGUUGUCCAACACUGAUCUUCCAAGUGGGGAGAGCGAAGAUCUUGCAAAUGUCUACUUUGAGGAACUGAGCAACAGCUGUCUAGCUGACUUCAUAGACGCCCAUACAAGACGGGAAGUCCACAGCAUCAACUCUUUCACAGAGGUUACAACAUUUUCCAGACUUCUCACUGCACCCGACUUGGAGCCAUUGCAGCGAAUGUUUCCAUGUGUCGAGCUUCUGUCUCUUCAGCAGUUUGACACGGAACACUUCUUCUUGAAGGAAAUCCGAAACUUCCUCACAGCCGGACCCGAAGACAAAGUCCUCAUCAUUCAAAGCGAAUUCAAGGGAGCUAGUCAUAGUGCCCAUCUCGUUGCAUCUGCAAAGUAUUCGGCCGUAAAUGAAGUCACCAAGCUCAUCCAAGAGGGUAUGACCUGCAGGGCGUUUAUUUACUUCAUUACCCGGCUACCGAGGAUCCAAGGAGGGACUUCCUAUGUUGGUUUUCAUGGAGAACCUUGGACGUCGGUGCAUAUUGAUGACCUCAGACGACCGAAGGACAUCACGAAGGGCGUUCGAGCUUUGCUAAACACAACAAUUUGUCAACUGUUUGAAUCGAACCAACCUGAAGCUCUGGAGACGGGUGAGAUGGGCGAUUCACGUGGUGGGAACGAGGAGGAAGCAGACAUGAGCGAUGACUACGAAGAGGAUGACGCUGCACUGGACACGACAGCACUGGUGAAAAGCUGCGCGCAAAGUGCGGUAGGCAUGCUCAGGGAUCAGCAAGGCCAUGGAUCCCGCGGGACUGAAAGACUUGAGACUCUUCUGUUGUUUCUCAGCGACAGCGACCAAAUAACAUGUGACUUCCUGCAAAUUGUGAAGAAGCGCCUUUACUUGAUGCUCGCAAGUGAAAGCCACUUAUUAUCUGCUGAAAAGGAUUGGGCUGUCAAAGUGGCAUCUAGUAUUGACGCGUUACAGGAAGGAGGUACAUUUUGCCACACUUUGUGGAAGCGCAUCCAGGCUGUGGUGACCCCCAUCUUGGCUCAACUACUUUCAGUGAUUGACGCUGACCGAAACCUGGACCUCUUGAAGAGAGACUGUAGUGUCUCUGUGAGGAAACUGUGGUUACACAUCUUUGCCAGUGAUAAGCUGCUGGAAAUUCCGCUGCCAUCACUUGAAUCAGAAACGAGAACAAUUCUUGUAAGAAACCAAGGCAAGAACUUCACUUUGAGCAUGCCUUUCAGUGGGAGGAUAAAGGACUACUUGGAGGAGCACUGGGUUCACGUGCUUCAAAAUGAAGGUCAUACUCAACAAAGAUUCAUUGAAUUCUUUUCCAAAACGCCACUGGGACAGUACAUAAGCGAAGAAGCACCACAGGUGCAGUCGGAGUUCUUUCAGUUGUACCUGCAGGAUUUUCUCAUCUUGACAAUGAACAUCAGCCGUCAGGAGGACCUAGAGCUUCUGCAUUUAGCUUUAAACAGCUGCGUUGAUGAACUCCGCUCGCAAUUGGACGGCGUGGACACGGUUCCGUCGCUUCCGUGGGUCCACGUUGCCUACCACCAGUUCAAGAACCGACUGCAAAACCUCUCCCGAAUGGUCUCCCUUGAACCGCAGGUGACCGGCAACCUCAUCAGUCCAGAUUUCAGCAACGGAGAUGAGCUGGUUGUCGACGUGUAUGCUGCUCUUGCUUGCCUGGAGCACCUGGGACCGCCGGAACCCGGACAAUUGGUGACAGAUUCACAAAGACAAGCCUGGGUGAGACGGGUCAACAAACUCAAGAUUCCCAUUGAACUGGUCUGCUCUGAGAACAGUGUGAGAGGCUACAAAGACAGAAGCAAGAUAAUCGUCAACAAUGUCAGAUCGCAGUGGAAUCGGCUGUUUUCGCUGUCGUUAUUUGCGGAGCACUUUGAAACGCAACAGUGUGAGAUGACGACGUUAAUCGUGAAGCAUAUGCUACUAAUCAACGAGGCUCUCAAACACAAUUCUGACCUUAAAACUCAGCAGCCGUUCGAGGCGAUGAUUCGCUUGCUGAAAAACUGUAAAGAUGAAGCCGUCUUUGGAAUCUUCAGGUUUACGUCGCUUCCUUGGUGCGCGGUGUGUCGGGGAGACCCGCAAGAUCCCGUCUGUCUGCCGUGCGAGCACAUCUUCUUCUGUGCCUCGUGUAUUAAUAAGUGCUUGGUCCCCUGCCAGAUGAAUAUCUGUCCUCACUGUAAUCAGGAAGUUCCCGAGGACUUUACCCCAGUUCCCUCUGAGGAUUUACGGAUUCGAGUUGAACGCCACGCUUUGUUUAGGAAUCAGUGCAACGCUUUCUUCAUCGACUUGGUGUCUAGCGUGUGCUUCAAGGACAACUCUCCCCCGUGCGAUGCCGUCAUUCACCACUUGCUUUCCUUUCUUAUGGUGGAAGCAAGUGCUGCUUCCAUUCUCAGCGGGGAUCGACAAACCACGACCAAGGUGCUCUCUCCGUUUGACGACUCGGCGGAUAGAAACCCAGUCGUCCGAUCGGUCGUGCUCAAACUCCUGCUGAAGUACAGUUUCGACGAUGUGAAAGAUUACCUGCAGCAUCACCUGCUGGCCGUCGAGUGGUGUCAGAUUUUAGAAGAAAAGGACAAAACCAAACUCUACUGCCUUUACUUGAAGUGCCUGCAGGACUCCAUGUUUGAGAGUUUCCAGGUCAGGUCAAACACAGAGAAACAGGCGUGCAUGAUUCGCGAAACCGACUUCCUGACGAAGCUCCAGCUGUUGCUCGGUAAAUCGCCGGACCGGGAGGUGGUCACUGUGGAGCAUCUGCAGCAGGUGGCCAGAGUGCGUAUGGACCUGGAUUUAGCAGCAACCAUCAUUACUACUGAAGAACCAGAUGAAGUGGGUUGGAGUCAAAGUAACGAAUUCCUGGCAAGCGUGCGGAAUCUGUGCAGUCUCUGUGGCGACAACUGGUAUCGCGUCUACUUGCUCCGUAAAAUAAUCAGCCAACGCGGAGGGGAGUUUGUCCUGCAGCUCCUUCAAAUGGAUGACAAGCGCUGGCUGUUCCCUGAGGAAAUUCUGGAAAAGGGAGGAGAAGCCGUCUCCGUUGACCAAUAUCUUGUGUAUGGCGAGAGCUACAAGAAAGUCAGAGAUGCGGUCUCAAAAGCAAUCGCGGCUGGACAAAUGGAAAACCUUGAUGAGAUCUGUCAGGAUUGCACAAGUUCACUACAGAGUGCGACGGUUUGCCUGCUCUUGGCACUGUACAGAGAAGUGACAAUUCACUUCAAAAAUGCCCAUUUACGUUCGCACCAAAACACAGAGCAAAUCCUGAAUUUCAUUGACAAUUCCAAAGUGCUCGCUGACCCGAAGGUGAAGGCCUUUGCCCGUGUUCUGGUAAAUAACCAAUUCGGGGCUUUGGAGGUUGGACCCCAAACAUCCGGGGAGGAUUGCGCAUCCAUGGCGUUGGCCGUUCACCUGGCCGCCGUCUUGCUUUGCGCAUGCCAAAGGAUUAUAACUCCUCUCCGAGGUUUAGCGAUGGAACCUGCCACCAUGCAGGCCGCCUACUUGCCUACAAUGCCACAAGACAAGCUAGCGGAAGCUCAGCAAGCCCUGGCCAGUUUAGAACCACUCCGGUGGUACAAAUGUCCAAACGGUCACCCCUGCUUGGUCGGAGAGUGUGGGCUACCCAUGGAAACACAGCGUUGCCUUGACUGUAAUGCUCCUAUCGGUGGGGUGCAACACAAACCUGUGGAGGAUUUUAAUCAAAUGGAGAGACAUGCCGAUCGCACGCAGACGGGUCACAUCCUCGGCGAGCCCGAUCGAAGGGACAAUGCGGACAUGCUGGACACCAAGCACCUUUCCUCUGUUCCCUUCACGCUGAUUCGCAUGUUAACCCACUUGGCUAUGCUGAUCGGCGCCUCCGGCCACUCACAGAAUAUCGCGUCAAUCAUCAGCCCUCGAGUCUCCGAGCCGGGUCCGUUUCUUCUGGCUCACCUGAAGAAAGACAAGGAGCAUCUCGGAAGAUAUCUGGGCAAGGGGACGGAUGACGUUGUCGGCUCCGUCCACCUGCUCAUCCGCGCCCUCCUGAAAGCUCAGCGUCCGCAAAGCUCUGAAUCAUGGACCCUUUCUACUAACGCAAAGAGGAAUGAAUGGGAGACACAAAUGAGCCUCUUCAUCGCACCCGAACUUAGGCACUUGGAUAGCCAGUUGAAGGAAAUGAACAAAUUCAUCCAGACGGACUCUGAAAACUCUGACAAUCCCAUCAUGUGGCUGCUGAGUGACGAUCCAGCCUACUUUAUGGCUUCCCUUGGCACAGAUCACUGCCUCCAAUGCUCAGCGGUGUGGAGCUGCGAAGAGAAUGUGUCUCUGCUGCACCUUACCCAUGUGGUGGAGCUGAAUGAUGGCAGAGAGACCCUACCUGUCCUGUGGAGAUUUUUAAACAAGGAAGCAGAGCUGCGACUGGUAAGGCACCUGCCUGAUAUUGUGAGCCUCCAGAAAGCACUCCUCAAGCAGUUUCUGAACGUCACCCGGGUUUCUUACGGCACCAUGGCCCAAUUCCUCAACAGCCAGACAGGUUCGCUAAGAACCUGGUAUGAGAAACACAUCAAGAUCUUUUUGACAACCUGGAAUCAGCUCAGAUCGUCUUUGGAAACCUACGACGAGAUCAAGGUUCCCGCCGAGUUCUGCCAAAGAGACCUGGACACCGACAGUGACCUGAAGGUGCUGUUACCGCAGCGACACGGCCCUGGGUUAUGCUCCACCGUUCUGGUCAGCUACCUUAUCGGCCUACACAAUGACCUGGUCAGAUGUGUGAACAACCACACGGGAGAAGAGACCAGCUACGAAGUGAGCCCUGAGGAUUUGACCGACCUGCAUGUGAUCCAUUAUGACCCGGAGAAGGACGUGAUGCCCCUGGUCCUCGCUAACACCCAGUAUAGUGUGGAAAGGGGCCAGGAGUCACUUCACGAGUACGACUUGCCCAGGAUCCAGAAGCAGAUUUUCUCUCGCUUCCUCCUGGGUAAACCAAUCAUCACUCUCAAGGGCAUCCCGACACUCGUGAACAGGCCUGACCGCGACUACGACGUCAUCCUGAAAGACGUCAAAGAAAAAGUCAGACAAGAGCCACUGACGACCCAAACCAUGGCGGCGGUAGCCGAGGAGCUGCACAACUUUAGCGAGGCGUGUGAGGCCUUGUCCGCUUUGGAAGUCGCCCUUGGCUUUCUCCGCAUGGGCGGGCAAGACCCUCACAUGCGUCUGUCCGAUUACCUGAGGGAUGUGCUACAGAUGGGAAACCAGAUUUCUGACGAUAUCCUCAAGGUCCUGAGUUGGUGCUAUUUGAAGCAUUGUGUGGUUCUGUGGCAGCUGCUGACCGCUUUGAAAUCAGAAACUAUGCUGAUGCUCAAUGGGGAUCCGUUUGAAAAAGUCUGCAAGGAGUACAAGGGAGAGCUUUGUGAAGAACUGCGCCACAUGCUGACGACUUUCUUCUCCAGGAACAGCACCGAAAUGUUCCUGCUGGAGCUGCACGAGCUGUUGUGGCUGGUGCUUAAGAAUCCCACGGCACCAGAUGUACACAGGCCACACUGGAGCCUGAUUUGGAGUCUGGACCCUGCCGAGGAGGACAAGUACCCGGGCUUCCCGGAGGAAAUCUGCCUUACUCACGCUGUGGAAACGUGGAAGUUCAUCAAUGCCAUCAAGCAUGAGCGUAUUCACAGGCGAAUUGAAUGA